GCCCUGAUUUUUAUCUCCACUUAAUCAGCUGUUCGUAGGAGAAUUUUCACUAUUGCAUCGCGUCUUGACCAAACAAAAUCGUACUAUUUCUACUUGUUUCAUACGAGCUCCUACCAAAAUUGUAUUUAACCAACGGAUGAUUAGCGAUGAAGUCAUCCUGUCAGCUUUAAACACUAUGGACAAAUCGAAAGUAAAUGCUGGCGAGAACCGGAAUUCGAGCAAGGACAUGGAAUUGGAGAAGAAAUUGCGCGGAAAUUCUUGGAAGGAGGGCUUGCCCAAUAAGAGGACGAACAAGUCGGCGGAACUCUCAAAAAGGUAUGCCCGUAGGAAUGUGGGAACUCAGACGCCGGAGGGUGAUUGGGACAUUGCCGAAGUGGAAGAGCAGCAGGAGGAUCGGUCUGUUUCGGGGGACCACUGCCCACUCUCCAUUUCCCCCAUUUCCCCCAUUUCGCUAACAGGAAAGCAUCGGCUGGCCGUCUUGUCACAUCUGAGCCUCAUCAACGCACAGUUGAAAAACUUGCUCCGUAAGGUGAGCCAUUCCAUUGCGCAGUCGCAGGGCCAUCGCCGGUCCAAGCCGCCCGUGGUCGUGUCCACUUUGAUCCGCUCCAGGCGGCCACCCAAGCUGAAGCUCCAAGAUGUGAGGAAAGUGAUCGCGGGCACGGCGCGCCAUCGCUUGCGCCAGAUCGUCGAAUUUACUAUCUAUGACAUCUGAGAAAACUACUAUGUUGAUUUUGUGGCCAUAUUUUUGUGCUGAUAUUGCGACCCAAAUCAUGGGAGUUGCAUACAAUAUUUCCG
Drosophila erecta is the source of this 795-nucleotide messenger RNA. RefSeq lists its product as uncharacterized. The transcript has a single exon. The record is from RefSeq and is a predicted model, not a curated record. Lineage: Eukaryota; Metazoa; Arthropoda; Insecta; Diptera; Drosophilidae. The coding region runs from base 137 to 712 and encodes 191 amino acids.